AUGGGUCUCCUUGCGCUGGGAACCGCGCUCGAAUGGCCCGAGGCGAAGAAGCACGCCCACCAAGUGAGGGAAUGGGGUAUCAAGCAACUGCUUGAGAUUUGGAACAAGGCAAAGGGCAAGGAGCGGGAUGCCAUGCUCUGGGGUGAUGAGGUCGAGUACCUGGUUGUCACCUAUACCAAGGAUGAACAGAAGGUUCUCUUAUCUCUGCGCCAGGCCGAGAUCCUCAAAGCCCUUGCCGCCGACACCGAGCUGGCCAAGGAGGGCUGCUGCGUGCCCGCCCUGCAGGAUGAGCCCGCGGCCAAGCCCAAGACAGGUUCCCUGCCAGUCUUUCACCCCGAGUUUGGAAGGUUCAUGCUCGAGGCCACCCCCGGGAAACCGUGGGGUAUCGGCUUCCGGGAGCUGCUCGAUGUUGAGCCCGACAUGAAGCUCCGGCGCAAGAUCGCCAAGGAGCACAUGCUAUCCAGCGAGUACCCAAUCACACUGACGACCUUCCCACGCAUCGGAAGCCCUGGCCAGUUCACGUUUCCCUACUAUCCGCCCUCGGGACCCAAGCUGCGUUCCCAGUUUGUCCCCGACGAGAUCGCCAACCCCCAUAUCCGUUUUCCCACCUUGGCCGCAAACAUCCGAUGGCGCCGGGGCCGAAAGGUCCAGGUCAAUGUUCCCGUCUUCCAUGACGCGAACACGCCGAAGCCAUGGGUAGACCCCACGGUCAACCGCGACCUGCACAACUGGCCCGAGGAUGAUGACGAGCGCAACGGCGCCGCUCCAGACGACUUCAUCCACAUGGAUGCCAUGGCCUUUGGCAUGGGCAGCUGUUGUCUCCAGAUCACGUUCCAGGCCAAGAACAUCACCGAGGGGCGACAGCUGUACGAUCAGUUGAGCCCUCUGGGCCCCAUCAUGUUGGCCCUGACUGCGGCGACACCCAUCUACAAGGGCUUCCUGGCCAACACCGACGUGCGGUGGAACCAGAUCAGCCGAGCGGUCGACUGCAGAACCCCCGAGGAGCUGGGCGAAAAGCCCCUGAAGAAUGACCGAUGGAGGAUCCCCAAGUCUCGCUAUGCGUCCAACUCGACCUACAUCUCCACCGAUCCCCGCCUCCGGCCCGAGUACAUGGAUCCGGACCUGGUCAUCGACCCGGAGAUCAAGGCCAAGCUCGUCGAGGGCGGCAUGGAUGAUCUGCUCGCCACACACUUUGCCCAUCUGUUCAUCAGAGACCCCAUCGUCAUCUUUGAGGAGGACCUCCAGGAGCUGGACCUGAACAAGACGGAUCACUUCGAGAACAUCCAGUCGACAAACUGGCAGCACAUGCGAUUCAAGCCCCCGCCUGCAGAGAACAACAUCGGCUGGAGAGUCGAGUUCCGGCCAAUGGAGAUUCAGGUCACCGACUUUGAGAACGCCGCCUUCUCCGUCUUCAUGGUGCUCGUCACGCGGGCCAUCCUGUCGUUCGACCUCAACUUCUACAUCCCCAUCAAAAAGGUCGACGAGAACAUGGAGCGCGCCCACGCCGUCGACGCGGUACUCAAGGAAAAGUUUUACUUCCGGAAGAACCCCUUCCCCCUGCGCCCGUCGCGCGCCAACACCGUCUUCGGCGACGAGUCGCGCCCCGGCUCCGCCAUGCCCAGCCGGCCCGGCUCGCCCGGCCUGCCCGUCGACGAGGAGUACGAGGAGAUGACGAUUGACGAGAUCGUCAACGGCUCGCCCGCGGGCGACUUCCCGGGCCUCAUCCCCAUCGUCGAGAGCUACCUCGACAGCGUCAACGUCGACGUCGAGACGCGCUGCCAGCUCGCCACGUACCUGAGCCUCAUCAGCAAGCGCGCGAGCGGCGAGCUCGACACCGCCGCCCGCUGGAUCCGCAACUUUGUCGACGCCCACCCGCGGUACAAGCACGACAGCGUCGUCGACGAGGCCAUGACGCACGACCUCAUCGGGGCCGUCAUCGCCGUCGGCGAGCGCGAGGCCGCGGGCAGGGGCUUCGCGGGCCUCGGCAUCCACGGGCUCCCGAGGCUGCUGGGGCGGUUCCGCGGCGGCUGCGGGCAGGACGAGGGGCAGGACGGGCCCAACGGCAAUGGGAACGGGAACAGCAACGGCCGAGACGUCGACGUAGACGUCGACGUCGAGGUUGAGGACGCGGAUCGUGAGAACGGCUCUCGCAAGCGCAAGAGCGACUGGCUGGACGGGGACGUCGGCCGCCCAGCGCCGUCGUCGUGA
Purpureocillium lilacinum is the source of this 2208-nucleotide messenger RNA. Its product is annotated as Zn finger-containing GTPase-Activating Protein for ARF. The record is from RefSeq and is a predicted model, not a curated record. Gene Ontology annotation, biological process: glutathione biosynthetic process. Lineage: Eukaryota; Fungi; Ascomycota; Sordariomycetes; Hypocreales; Ophiocordycipitaceae. Gene Ontology annotation, cellular component: glutamate-cysteine ligase complex. Gene Ontology annotation, molecular function: glutamate-cysteine ligase activity.